Molecule: messenger RNA, 1231 nt
Organism: Molossus molossus (Pallas's mastiff bat)
Lineage: Eukaryota; Metazoa; Chordata; Mammalia; Chiroptera; Molossidae
Gene: FGF9
Product: fibroblast growth factor 9
Exons: 3
Coding region: 99-725 (208 amino acids)
Biological process (GO): fibroblast growth factor receptor signaling pathway; positive regulation of protein phosphorylation; cell differentiation
Cellular component (GO): cytoplasm
Molecular function (GO): growth factor activity; fibroblast growth factor receptor binding
Source: RefSeq, a predicted model, not a curated record
GCAGUAAGGGAGGGGAGUUGGAUAUACCUCGCCUAAGAUUUCCCGGGUUGGCACCAUCAUUAUUGUUUAUCCCUGUGCUCCAACAGCCCAGCCUUCUGAUGGCUCCCUUAGGUGAAGUUGGGAACUAUUUCGGUGUGCAGGAUGCAGUACCGUUUGGGAAUGUGCCCGUGUUGCCGGUGGACAGCCCGGUUUUGCUAAGUGACCACCUGGGUCAGUCGGAAGCAGGGGGGCUUCCCCGGGGACCCGCAGUCACGGACUUGGAUCAUUUAAAGGGGAUUCUCAGGCGGAGGCAGCUCUACUGCAGGACUGGAUUUCACUUGGAAAUCUUCCCCAAUGGUACUAUCCAGGGAACCAGGAAAGACCACAGCCGAUUUGGCAUUCUGGAAUUUAUCAGUAUAGCUGUGGGCCUGGUCAGCAUCCGAGGCGUGGACAGUGGACUGUACCUCGGCAUGAAUGAGAAGGGGGAGCUGUAUGGAUCAGAAAAAUUAACUCAAGAGUGUGUAUUCAGAGAACAGUUUGAAGAAAACUGGUAUAACACAUACUCUUCAAAUCUCUAUAAACACGUGGACACUGGAAGGCGAUACUAUGUUGCAUUAAAUAAAGACGGGACCCCAAGAGAAGGAACGAGGACUAAAAGGCACCAGAAAUUCACACAUUUUUUACCAAGACCAGUGGACCCCGACAAAGUACCCGAACUAUAUAAGGAUAUUCUCAGCCAAAGUUGACAAAGACCAUUUCUUCACUUGAGCCCUUAAAGAAGUGACCACUCUAGAGGCUCCGUGCGGGGUUCUUAUUGACUGGCUGCGUCAUCACAUCUGCUCCACUGUUGCCAAACUUUGUCGCAUGCAUAAUGUAGGGUGGAGGCCUGGGGGACAUGCUGGUGUGUGGCACUCACAGGCCUGUCCUCCGCGCCUGCCUGUGCCCCUUGAUUUGUUGUGGGAACAGGCGAGGAGGCACGAGUGUGUGCGUGCGUGUGCGUGUGUGUGAGUGAGAGCAGCAGGGAGUCAAAGACAGGAGCAAGCAGAGGAUGGUGGCCUGAUGCAUGCUGGGGAAUAGACACACUUUCACGUCCGAUCAGCUGUCCUUCAGCCAGUGUCUGCACAGCUGCCACGCUUCGACUUGUGGUGUCUCGGCUGGUGGCCUGCGCAGGGUACACUGCAUUUUCAAAAGCAUGGAGGGUGCAGUCUUACUUAAGAGACCUUUUUAGUUAAUUCUCACUGGUGCCAUCCCA